UUUACUCUACACUGAAUAUUUACAAAAUAUUGAAAAAUGGUGCUAUCUAUCGGACAAAUUAUUUAUGUUAUUUUACUGGUAAUAAAUGCUAUAGCAAUAUUAAACGAAGAACGAUUUCUUGCAAGAAUUGGAAUGAGUAGUCAUAUAGAACCAGGAUAUGGAGAUGUAACAUCAUUCAAAUCAAAGAUUAUAAAUCUUAUAUCAGCGGUUAGAACUUUAAUGAGGAUUCCUUUGAUUGUUUUAAAUAUUUUAGUUAUAAUUUAUGAAAUAUUGCUGGGAUAAUUUGAAUUUAUUAGGGUAUAAAACAUUUAUAGUUUAAACAAUAUUCAUAUUAUGGAAUGUCAUAACAAUAAUUUUUCUCUGUAAAAGUAACCUUCCAACCUGAAAAUCAAAAUUUACCAAUAAUUAUAAUUAGUCUUUCUCAUUUUUCAGAUCCUGCCUGUAUUUUUAUGAAAUUAGAAUUUAUAUGUUGAAAUAUACCAAAGUGCUGUAUUUCCACUUUUACUGGCGUUUUAUUUUUAUCAAAAUAUGUAAUUUCAAAUUUACCGGGAUUUUCCGGAAUUUACAA
Molecule: messenger RNA, 568 nt
Organism: Rhizophagus irregularis DAOM 181602=DAOM 197198
Lineage: Eukaryota; Fungi; Glomeromycota; Glomeromycetes; Glomerales; Glomeraceae
Biological process (GO): endoplasmic reticulum to Golgi vesicle-mediated transport
Cellular component (GO): endoplasmic reticulum membrane; COPII-coated ER to Golgi transport vesicle; Golgi membrane
Source: RefSeq, a predicted model, not a curated record